Molecule: messenger RNA, 5043 nt
Organism: Babesia bigemina
Lineage: Eukaryota; Apicomplexa; Aconoidasida; Piroplasmida; Babesiidae
Exons: 1
Coding region: 1-5043 (1680 amino acids)
Source: RefSeq, a predicted model, not a curated record
AUGGAGGACGACAAGGCCGCAAGACAGGACCCGCUGCCGUCGCAGUGCAGCUUCACGAUGCAGCAAUGGCUCUACAGGCGGACGCCGCACACCAAGCGAUACAAGCGCUGCUACAUCAUGCUGCACCAUAAUAGGCUGUAUACCUUCCGGAAGCCGCCGCCCUUCCGCGAAUGCGAGCCCCCAAACGUGCCCGGCGUCUUCCGUCAUGCAACGGCCAGCUGGAUGAUCGCCGGCGCCGAACUGAAGGCGGAGUCGCACUCGACGAGCGGGCUGUACAAGUGGCGCAUCACGGUGAAGCCCAUCAAACAGUACGCGGGCGAGAUCAACCCUGCCUUGCAAACUGUGCGGACCAAUACGGCGCUUGUCGACGCGGAGGAGGCGCAAGAGGGUCUAAUCAACGACAUCUUCAAGGACAUCAACGCGGGCAACAACGCGGCGCGCACCGCGAGAAAGCCGUAUGCUGAUGACAGCACUGUGUGGCUUGCGACUAGCAACCACAAGGUCGCCUCCGACUGGCUGCUGGCAAUCCUCUGGACCACGCGGUACGGGUCGCUGCAGAACUUCGUCGAGCAGAACCAGUUGCGUAGCAAGUACGUCGCCUACGGGCUUCCUACAUACCUCCUGCCGAUCGAGUUCUUCCCGAAGUCCGAAAAUGUGGAGACCAUGCCACGCCGCAAGGCUGCGUUCACGUUCAUGAAGCUCAGCGUCGUGGAACUGCUGCAGGUGUACUCGCCCGCGUACUCGCCGAUAUGCUGCGUGGUGGAGCACAACAGCAGCUUCUACGUCCUGAACCUGCCCAGGCAGUCGCCGGCGACCCACAUCGAGGUGCCGCGGGUGAUGUCCUACUUGUCGACCAUCGACGAGGAGUCGCACGCGGACGAGGUGCGGGUGCAACAUCCGGGCGACCGCCCACUACGGGUGGUUGACAUGAAUAGCGGCCUGGAAACGAUAGCGGGCAAAGACUUCGCACGGGCGUCCACUCUGGACAUCUACAAGCCAGAGUCGACGGAAGCCCACGAGGACGAGCGGGUGAAGACCAGGGCAGCGUCGAGUCUUGCGACCACGCCGCAGCAACAGGGGUACAACAUGCUCUCCAAGCUGUGGCACCUCAACAAGACGAGCGACAAGAAGAAGGUCGUGAUGGCCAAGCAGUCGUACUUCUACGGCGACGAGGCGUGCCUGUACAUCCCCAUGUACCAGCACACGUGCCAGGACUAUGUCUGGAUGCACUUCAUCGCUGCCAACGACGUAUACCUGGGCAGCGCGGCGUUGUCGAACUGCCACUUCUCGAUCAACGAGCCUGCAACGCUCAAAACCUGCGUGCUCAAACAGAUCGAGGCCGUCAAUCCGCUCAACCAGAAAAGGAUUGACAUCUCUGACCACCCGAACCCCGAGUCGGUCGUGAACACGUCCGCGGCGAACGCUAAGGUGCCGGAAGCGGGGUACGUGGUGCUCUCCGUGGUCACCCCCAAGCAUUUCGGGAACUUCUUGGACCCCGUCGCGCUGUCGCACAACUCGCCUCAGGAAUACAUAGCCAACGCGACCAAAGCGUCCACCGCCGGGGGGCUCCAAAUGCUCACCUCGAACAUCAAAAGAGUGGUGGCGGCGUACAGGAACGCCAGAAGCGUCUUGGGGUACAUGAAGCGGGUGAUCCACUUCACGGACGCCAGCCUCUCGUUCGCAUGGUUGAUUUACUUCAUAGCGGUGCUGGGGGUAUAUUCGGACAAGCUGCUGCUCUUCAUCAUCGUGCCCCUGGCGUACUGCUCCCUGCGGAGCCACCCCGACUCAGCGCGGUGGGUCAGGGACCUGUUGCUCAGGUACCCGCUGCUCAUCGCGCUGCUGCCGCAGAGGCUCACGGAGAAGUUUCUGCUGCUGCCGAAGUCCGUGUGCAUGGUGUGCACCAAACGCAAGGCCUUUCUGCAGACCAACAGCCACACCGUCAGCGAUGUGGUCACGCGCAGCAUAGCGGCCGAAAAGGUGCAGAUGCUCGAUCUCAGAAUAAAGGGCUUCAUCUCGUCGUAUGGCAAGGGGAGCCCCAAGCAGCAGACCCAAAUCGCGCGCAUUGAGCACCGGGAGCCGCCCAUGCUCACUGAGAAGCAGGCCAUGAACGCAUACGUCUCGUACACGGCGCAUGCAGGCACUCGACAUGAGACGUGCAGCCACAGGGGGGUCUUGCACACGUAUCUCGCGGGGCUCUUCCUCAGCCAGAUGGACACGGGGUCGCUGUCGAACCUGCUGCAAACCGACGGGAAGACGAUGCUUCGGGCGAUACACACGAUCUUCUACCAGCCGCCACCCUACCCGUGGGAGGUCGUGCCGUGGGUGCAAAAUGUGGUACUGACCGUCAAGUACUUCGCCAUGGCCGCCCUGCUCACGUUCGCGGGCGGGAUCAACAACAUCCAGACGCUGCACCUGCUCCACAGGAACAGGGUGGCCACGAAGCUGAACGUCGAGGCCGUCGCCCAGCAGGGCGGAGUGGCGCACCCGGCGCAGCGGGAGCAACAGGAGCAGGAACUGAAGACGAACCACGUGCCCCCAGUGGCCGAGAUCACCGAGUGGUACGAGAACGAGCGGAAGUCGGUGUUUGGCACGUACAGCAAGCACAACCUGAGAUUCUACGACAGGCCGCAUGUAUCGGCCGAGGACGGGGGACACGUGGUCAUUCCUGACUUCUUGCUCUACCAUUCCGACGUCGUGGUGAACAAGGACACCGACGAGAACGGCUGGGUCUAUGCGAAGAACUGGAACUCUGCAUGGUCCAAAGAGACUCACGCGUUUGCGUUCGUCAGGCGGCGCAAGUGGGUCGUCACCGGUCGAUCUGCGGGCAACGUGAAUCGCGGGGCGCAGGGAAGCAUGGCGCGCGUGUUGACCCUGAGUCCGAUGAAACGCUACGCUGUAGCUCCGGAGAUGUCCCGCGGGAGCAGCACCAAAGCCGACGAGAGGGACAUCCAGCCGCACGACCUAAUUCACAUCAAGGAUCGUGCGCACAGUAAGCCGCGAGUAUUGGUGUACAAAAAGGGCACCAAGGCGCUCGAAAUCGACCAGUACCAUGUCAAGAACCCUUCCGAAAGCGGCGCAACCAGUGUCGACCACUCACCAACUAAUCGGGGCUACACCAGCACGGCCACAGGCACGAACCGGUGCGGCGGUGCGGAAAGUACGGCGCCGCCCCAAAACGAGCACGACGCGAGUCGAAACAAACGGCACAGUUCCGGUUCGCGUGGCGGCAGGUUCAGGGCACUGGUUGCCCUUAAGAGGGGCAUAUACCACUUCAAGCGGUCGCCGCAGAACAUCUCCGAUGCGUCACCAAGCCAUGGCAGCAGGUCGAAACCGCAGCAGUACGGCGAGUCCAAAUGCCGCUUCAACUUUUUAAAACUGAAGAAGCGCACAAAGCGGGACAACAACGUAGAGGACACGGCGGACCUGGACAGUGACAGGGAAAUAAUACCGUUCGCAGAACACACGGUGUCGCCCCGGGAAGCAGCGGCAAUAUCCUUUGCGGAACCCCUCCCAGUGGCGUUCGACAGACCUGAGGUCAACGUGCAGGCUGAAAGCGUGGAGGAGUGGCUGACGGAUUGUGAGGAGGAGGAGACCGAACCCACCCCACCCCGACGCAGCUGGUUACAGAACAUUUUUACGUUCGCGCUCACGCUGCUGCCGUGCGUGGUGCUGGAUAUGUUUAAGGUGUUUUUCACUGUUGCGUGGAUAUUCAUCUCGUGCUCGUUUUCGCGGCAGCACCGGAUCACGUGGCAGGAUGACGACACCGUCCUUGAAGGCAAAAUACGCCCCGCCGCGCACGCAGCCCCUGGCGGCGGGAUGCCCUUUGGGUGCGUGCUCACGACGCAUGCGGGCAAGUACGCGUUCCAUAUACGAAGGCCCAGGAAGGGGUGCUUCAUGGGUAACACCAAGCUGCGGAUUUACAACGCGGCGAAGGGGCACCAGUGCAGGCUGCAGCCCUUCUCCAAAUACCGGCAAAUCGCGCGGUCUAACGUGAUAUUCCUGCAUACCAGGCAGUGCCAGCUAGUCCAAGCGGAGCACGACCCGGAGGACGACGACUUCGAAAUCUUCUCGAUGCUGUCCGAGGACGAGGUGCAGGCGCCGGACGACACGCCGACCCGGAUGAUCAGCGCCGCCGUGCAGGAAAGCGAGGAGUCGGACGCCGAGGAGACGUCGUCCGAGUCUAACACCAGCGAGGGAAUGGUUUACCAGUUUUCGUUGGAGACCGACGGGGGGGAGAUCGACCUGAGCGCCAUCCGCGUGGAGAGCAAGGAUUCGCAGGACUUUGACAGCGCCAGGGCCGAGCCGGCAACCACCCCGCAAGAACAGCACAACCGGCGUGGCAGGCUGUACUCGUACUUCAAAAGCAUCUACGUGAACAAGAUCAGGAAGCGGCAGCCCGAAUUUUCGUGCGACCCCGAGCUGGAGGCGGACGAGCCCAAGGAGCUGUCCGACUACGACGAGCUGGAGAGCGACGAGGAGAUGGAAACCGAACACAAGAUCACGAUGCUAGGCAUGCUGAGGAAGGCCCGGGACCAGAUCGUCCUGGGCAACUACUACCUCAACCUGUUCGCCAUGAGGUACGAGAAGUUCCUCAACAUGUUCUCGUGGCGGCACCCCCGGGUGACGCAACUCAUCAUACUGAUGUGCGCCUCGCUCGCAAUCGGCAACUACUUCGUGGGGGUGAGCACCAUGCUGCUGGUGUACGUGCUCUGCUACUUCAAGUCUGGAUUCGUCGCCGGCACGUGGGAACGGAACAUCCGCCUUGCGGUGGAAAGGCACAUCGACUCCUGCCUGGACGACCUCGACAUUCAUCGGCCGCUGUGGGAUCUCAACAGCCGCCAGGUCGCCGCGCUCACCCAGGCCAUCCAUGGCUUCUCGCAGGUCGAGGUGCCGUCCACGCUCAUCCGCGAGUCCGCGACGCGGCGGGACAUCGCCCAGGCGGUGACGGCAAAGAUAAUCGAGCAAAAAUUGUGUAUGAACUGGGAAAGGCGCGGGUGGUUCCGAAACCUCUUCCGGCACUCGCCCACUCACCUCGACCGCUGA